GCGCCGGUGAGCUUCUUGGCGCGAGGCGAUGGAGGACGGACACAGUUGAAAGCCACCUGACGCGGGGCGAUGGAGGGCGGACCCAGGGUUGAGGCGGCGUUGAGCUCGGCGUCGGAGCGGCAGCGGCGGGCGCGUCUGCUGCUCGGCUCUCGGCCGCUCUUCCACCGGAUCCCGAUUCCAGUGGGCCUGGAGCGCACCCUGGAGGACCUGGCGCGUGAGGUGCUCCGUCGACAGCCCGACAACAUCUACCAGUUCUGCGCCGACUUCUUCCACCAGCGCCUGGUCGCCAGAGAAGGCCAGCUGACCGAUAAGCUGCUUAAGGGCGCCACGUCCGAGGAGGCCACAGACGGCGAGGCGGAAAAGGAGCCGGAACAUGGCGACAUCUCGCCACCACACACACCGUCACAGCACCCGGCGGCCGCUGGAGACCGCUCACAGGAUGAAGACGACGUCCGGGACGAGGCGAUGCUGCUGGGAGCGCUGGGUGCCACGGGUGCAGGCGCCGUGACGGUCGGCGCUGUGGCGGGUGCGCUGAAGGCAGCGCAGGACAGAGGCGACACGACGCCGUCCGACGCUGGCGGCACGGCCCGGUCAGCCGCCAGCCCUACGUCGCCGGCCGGUGACGGUGGCGCCGCCCUGGCGAGCGCAGCGGCGGUGGGCACAGGUGGUGUCCUCGCCGCCGCCGCGUCAGGUGGCGCGGCCGACGCGCAGAGGGAAGGGAGCGGUACCCCGAAGGUCGGCUCAGGUCAAUCCACGCCCCGAAGUAACGAAGCACAGGGUGAGCAGAGCCCGAGCGCGCCCGACGACAGCAGAAGCCAGGCGCUGAGCACGGUGGAUGAGGACCCUGUCGACGAGUCGAGCAGGACACCCGUGCCGGAGGACUGGGGUGAGGAUGCUUCUCAACAGCACGCCUUGAGUCGGGCAUCUCUGGAGGGUACCGAAACUAAGCCGCAGUCACCAUCAGCAGGUGUCGCAGAGUUCAGCACGACUCACCCGUCACGAAGUGGAAGUUCUCAGUCACGAAGCCCGGCAGAUGUGGAUCGCUCGACUUUUCAGUCUCCGAAAGCCGAGGGUGUAUCUCCGUCACCCGCUUCUCUCCAUCAGGAUUCCCCAAGGACUCAGUCCGCGGCAUUUGGAGAACUCAAUCGUCCUCAUUCCGGUUCAGCGACAUCUAAAGAUCGUACUCAGUCACCACACGAAGCCGAGAGUCCUCGUCCUCAAUCGACGCAGUGGAAGGACAGGUCUCGUGAGGAGUCUCCAAGCCUGGAUACACACACCACGUCAGACAUUAGGGAUGAUGCUCGCAUUCAGUCUCCACCGCAAUAUUCAGAUUUUAGAGCAGAAUCUUCGGCAUUCAAAGAUGACUCACGCACCCACUCUCCUACUCAAAGUGAAAAAUAUCAUUCCCAAUCUGUGGCUGCUGGCAAUGAUUCACCGAUUCAGGCCCCUGCAGAGGGCGCUUCCCGCCUCCAGUCUGCCACCAUGAAUGAAAAUGAUCCACAUUUUCAACAUAACACGGAAGGCGAGGAUUUUCGAGCUCAGUCAGCGUCAGCUGCGCAUGAUGCUCGCGUUCAGUCUCCCGCAGGGAGUAAAUAUUCUCAAAGUCAAUCCCCAGCCGUAGAUGAUGACUCGCGUGUUCAGUCUCGCACAAAAGGUCAAUAUUCUCAGAGUCAAUCUGCAGCUGCGACUGAUGACACCGGCGCCCAGUCUCCGAUAAGCCAAGGGUCGCGGGCGCAGUCAGCGGCAACUGCGGAUGAUGCUGAAAUUCGAUCCAACACAGGGAUUGAUAAUUAUCCAGCUCAUUCGGUAGCGGUGGAAGACGAUUCCCGUAUGCAGUCUCCCACAGAUGAUGCAGCAUCCACAACUCGGUCUUCUGCCGCCAAAGACGACUCUCACCUGCAGACCCCAACAGCUGGUGAAACCUCGCCAACUGAGCCGGCAGCCUUCAACGGCGACGCACGUAGCCAGUCUGCUGAAGACGUUGAAGGCGCUCGCAUUCAAUCUCCAUCGAUUAGAGGCAACUUUUCCGCACGAUACAAAGAGGAAAUGGAAGUCUCCAGGACGCAUUCCGCGGCUGCUGCUGGGGACAACACUUCGAACGUCCCGACACCUACAGAAAGCGCUCCUCGUGCCGAUUCUAAAGCGGAUGAAGACCGGUCUGAUCCGCGGUCGGAUCUUGCGAGCACGUCACCUGCAGCUGAAGCCACCGAUAAGGCCUCAGCUAGCCCGUCCCGGAGUGAAACUGGGUUGCUGAGUGGGCUUCCUGAGGAUCGCCGCGAAUCUGACACCGGCGCUGGGGAAAGGGGAAGCACAGUCCCCUCACGGGCAUCAGCCGAUGCCAGCAGAGCAGCAUCGGCCUCCGGUAUUGGAGCAAUGUCCCCCACGCAAAGUGAUAGGCGUUCUGAGGUGGAAACACCGGAAAUAGUACCGCAGAGAAGGGUAAGUAAUUUGACACCAGACAAGGAAAAGCACACAGAGGAGUUCAUGCAAACAAUGGCCUUAGCAGCGGAAGAAAGAAGCGAACAGCAAAACGUCAGCGGAGAACAGGAGGAAUCUCUCCACACACCGGACCACAAGGUCUCUGCGCCUUCGUUACGUCCUGACAGCAGCAUUAAGUCUGAAGGAGCUGAUAAGGAUCACCACAUGCAGGUUGACUUGGCCAGUAGGACUCAUUCGAGCACCGAUGCCGUCCUCGGCUCGGCUACCGACAUUCAGGACGAGACCGCCAUCGGGUCCUCUCCGAUCCCCAGUGUGUUCGAAGAGCCUUUCGUCAAGGCGGAUAGAUUUGUUGCUGAUUCAGAUGCGGCGUUGAUAUCGGGCGACCCCCCUGUUGUGAGUGCCGAAGAAGCAGACCAAACGCCUAUAGAACCAUCCCUUAGUGUGGCCGAAGAUGUCCGGAAGACGUCGGACGUGAUGGCUGCUGAUGCCAAGAGCCCAGCGGACGCGAUCUCAAUGGGGGACACCGCCUUCACGGAAGAGCAGCCAUCCAGGCCGGCGACCGCGGAGGAGGCAGCACUCGACGCGUCUGAUCGUACCGAGGACAAUGACUUUGACCCGCUCGCACAGACGCAGUCGGUGAUCUUUCCGGACGAGCUGGAGGGCGGCCGGACUUCACAGAUCUCGGAGAAGCCCAGCUCCCCCUUCCCGGAGCUGCAGGACGACGACACCCGGACAGACUCGGCCCUGGCGCAGUUCCAGGCCGAGCAGGCGGCCACCAAAAUCCAGGCGGGCGUGCGUGGCUGGCAGGCGCGCCGUAAGAUCUCGCAGCAAAAUGCCGCCGCCACCCAAAUCCAGGCCGGCUUCCGGGGUUGGAAAGUGCGCCGAGAGCGUCGGAUGAAACGUGCGACCUCCCUUCCGGACAUGUCACAGGACCAUGCCGACACUGGCGCCGGCAGCUACAUGGACGUCGACACACUGAAGAACAGGGCGGCCUCCAAGAUCCAGGCUGGCUUCCGCGGCUGGAGGACGCGCCAGGAGAUGAAGACGCUGGCGAUCGGGCCGCUAGAGGGCGCGACACGCGUGAGUCCGGCCAUCUCAAUGGUGGACGUCGGACCGGAGGACCAGGCGGCGACCAAGAUUCAAGCUGGCUACCGCGGCUGGAAGACCCGUCGCAUGCUUAAGCGCUCAUUAUCGGACCCCAACAGCGAGGCGCUGGUGUUGGCCGAGGGCUUGGACCAGCGGACCGUGGGAGAGUCCGGCUGUGGGCGGCCGGAGGAGGUGCCGACGCCUAGGGAGGAGGACGAGACGGCGCACUCAAUUCAGUCCAUUCAGUCGGAGGUGGCCAGCAGCGCGGCGCCCACACCGCGUCAGGACCGCGAUCCGGCCAACCCUCCACGCGGGCCAGAGCCUUCGGCGGCGGACGAGGCGCAGAUGGACGAGGCCGCCGCGCGGAUCCAGGCGGGCUACCGCGGCUGGAAGACGCGCCAGUCCAUGCGCGCUGGUCAGUCGUCUGUGCGACCCACAGUGUCGGCCAAGUCGGUGACGGACAGCGGAGCGUUGCCAAUCGACUUCGCCAUCGUGCACCGGCCGGAGGACGACUGGCUGGCGCAGGACACGCACAAGCUGAAGAGCGAGAAGGAGACGGACGUGGCGGACGGUCGCGCGGACGACGACGCCUCCACGGAGAGCUCCUCUAGCUGGCUGACGCGGGCGCACACCGAGAUCCGCGCCAGCUUUCAGGGGUUGCGGGAGAACGUCAGCGACGCUCUGAAGACGGUGGAGGACACGGCGAAGAUGGUGAGGGACAAGGGUGCGGCGGCGGACGUGAGUGGAAUAGAGGUGGUUCCUAAAGACAUCGCCAGCACAGUCGAAGACAAGGGAGGUGCACUUCUACUUUCCGGUGGAUCUCCCGGGAACUCCACUCACGAAUUGCCGAGAGGAGAAGCGUCUGGAUCAAAACAAGACGGCCGCGGAAGCUCAGAGAACUCUGAGGAGAAUGGCAGACUCACAGGUACACCGGGACGAGAAGAGGAGGAAAUUUGGGAAGAAAUUCAGAGGCACAUGCACCACGAAGACUAACAAAUACACAUGCUUACGACACACACAUGGUUUUCCGUCGGCUUGGCCACUCUGUACCGUACUUUGGUCGUGGUGUUCUUUAUUGCGCUGGCACAGCUUCGGCGCGGGUCAAAUGGGUCUUGGAACUGCGUGGGUUGUCUUUUGACAUGGUACUGAUUUAGAAUGUAUGAUUGCGUAAUGAACGACCACGUAAGAUGUUAUCAGCGAUACUUGUGUUGCAGCGAACACAAAUAUUGUGGAUUGCUAUGACGCGUUCGGGUGAUCCGUUGUGGUUCAACGACUGUUGUCAUUGUUUUAAUUCAGUGUUAUGUUUAUUGAUAACUUGUCCACAUCAUGCGAUUCGGCAGAUAAAUUAGAAUUAUGCAUCACUUUUCUCUGGUUGUCUCUGCUAAUCCUGAACAUAUAAAAGGCGUCGACCUUUAACAUCAUGCUUGCUGGCGUCGUGCAAAUAAUAAUAGUCCAGGGGUGUGCUUUCGUGGAUAAAGAACAUUGUUCCUGGUAACGAUGGGUACUUGAAAUCAAGUUACGAUCAUAAAUCAGAUCACAUUUACGUCAGUGUUAUGGCACUGGUCGGCUGACGUCGCCAGAAUGCUUAAAGCAUCUCUUUCAUAUUUGAUGUAUGCAUGUAUUUCUUUAACUCGGCGAAUUCGCGGGGACGAUCGUUGAAUAAACUCGAAACACCUUUCC
Messenger RNA from Pollicipes pollicipes, 5205 nucleotides. RefSeq lists its product as uncharacterized. Bases 70 to 4518 code for a protein of 1482 amino acids. Gene Ontology annotation, cellular component: spindle pole. The record is from RefSeq and is a predicted model, not a curated record. Lineage: Eukaryota; Metazoa; Arthropoda; Thecostraca; Pollicipedomorpha; Pollicipedidae. Gene Ontology annotation, molecular function: calmodulin binding. The transcript is spliced from 4 exons. Gene Ontology annotation, biological process: establishment of meiotic spindle localization; spindle organization; mitotic cell cycle.